Molecule: messenger RNA, 864 nt
Organism: Coccidioides posadasii C735 delta SOWgp
Lineage: Eukaryota; Fungi; Ascomycota; Eurotiomycetes; Onygenales; Onygenaceae
Gene: BUD32
Product: serine/threonine-protein kinase bud32
Biological process (GO): protein phosphorylation
Cellular component (GO): EKC/KEOPS complex; cytosol; nucleus
Molecular function (GO): ATP binding; protein serine/threonine kinase activity
Source: RefSeq, a predicted model, not a curated record
AUGACAGAAGAGUUCACGCCCCCUCCUCUACCCCCGCCUUUCACAUCAAACAAAACUCCGCCCGUCCUUCUGGCUCAAGGUGCUGAGGCUCGCCUGUAUAAAACCGAUUUCCUCAAUCCUUCAUUUCCGGCAGCGUUGAAAUUUCGCCCUUCGAAGCCGUAUCGGCAUCCGAUUCUUGAUCGAAGACUCACGCGCCAACGCGUUCUCCAGGAAGCAAGAUGUUUGGUUAAGCUCUUGAAAGAGGGCAUAUCGGUACCGGGGGUCUUGUCUGUUGACUGGAAUACGGGUCAGGGGGAAGAUGAAACCGGGAACGGAGGUGCAUGGUUGCUGAUGGAGUGGAUCGAAGGCCCUGCCGUCAGACAAGUUGUAAAUCACUGGGAAAAAUGGAUGAAGCAUUGUGAAAGCGCUACUAAGGGGAAUAAUUCUGGAAUGAAUGAAAAUUUUGAACGCUCUGCCGAAGAAGAUAUUCGUUCGCUAUUACGAAGAAUUGGACGUGUCAUUGGCGCCCUGCAUAAAGCAGGCGUUAUUCACGGAGAUUUGACGACGAGCAACCUCAUUUUGAGGGGUCAAUCCAACGAAAACACUACCAACAUAGAUCCGCAUUCAACGACCUUGAAACCCAAUUUGGAAGGAGAAAUUGUUCUUAUCGACUUUGGUCUGGCGAGUCAAAGCGUACAAGACGAGGACCGAGCGGUGGAUCUUUACGUGCUUGAGCGAGCCUUCGGAAGUUCGCAUCCCAGAACAGAGAUUUUCUUCGACGAAGUCCUCAAGGCUUACCGAGAAAGCUUUAAAGGUGCAAGUUCGGUGCUUGAAACACUGAAAAAGGUUCGGAUGAGAGGCCGAAAACGAAGUAUGAUCGGAUAA